This is a messenger RNA of Closterium sp. Naga37s-1, 384 nucleotides long. The record is from the annotation of a GenBank genome assembly. Lineage: Eukaryota; Viridiplantae; Streptophyta; Zygnematophyceae; Desmidiales; Closteriaceae.
AUGUCCCUCGGGGGGACCACAGGCGACAACACGCGCCUGCUUCGGAAGGCUCCAGAGGAGGAGGAGGAGGAGGAGGAGGAGGAGGAGGAGGAGGAGGAGGAGGAGGAGGAGGAGGAGGAGGAGGAGGAGGAGGAGGAGGAGGAGGAGGAGGAGGAGGAGGAGGAGGCGAUGCAGGCGGAGGGCGUGCGGGAGGUGGCCGUGGCAACUGGCCUGGAGGUGCUGUACCAGGAGACCCCCAACUACCGCGGAGCGGCGGCCGAGGCUGACCGCAUGAUCGAGCCAAGGGAGACGGCUAGGCAUGCCUGGCGAGUGCCAGACCUGGGCGUAGAGCCUGUUGCUAGUGCUGCAGAGGAGGCGGUUACUGAGGGGGCGGGUACCUACUGA